AUGGGGACGCAGGUGCCCGAGGCGGCACUCCGGCGCGAGGAGGGACUCUCGACAGCUGCUCAGUCUCUCGCGUCUCCCUCCUCUGUCUCUUCUCUCUCUCUGCCUUCGCCCUUUUCGCUGCGCGACGUGAACAGCUGCUUGCGGCGGUGGGGCGACGUGGAGACGGGAGCUUCGCGCGGAGAUCGAAAAGCCGGUCAGGGCGAUGCGGUUUCUGCCGCCGCUUGCCCGCCGCGUCGCGCGCACGCUGCGAAACCCGAAAAAGGGAGUCCUCGCGUGGACAUGCCGACGAACGGAGACGCAGACUCCGCGCCACACAGCACGUCACCUCCCUGCGUCAAGAAAGAAAAUGCGCAUCGCAGUGCCGGGGCUCCUUCUCGCGCCGCCUCUCCGCCGGCCGCUUCUUCGUCUGCUUCCCCCGGGAUCUCCGCCUCUGCUGGCUCCGCUGCGUCGUCUGCGGUGGCGGCGGCGGCGCCUUCUGCGUCUCCCGGUUUCUCGGGUGGCGCGAGUGACUUUCCCCUGACGUCGCCCUCGCUGACUGCGCUCGGCUACGCGUCGCGCCUCUCUGAGCACCCCGACAAAGGCCCCGUGGACCUGCCGGAGCUCGAGGAGGAUGCCGCUGUUCUGAAAAGCAAACUGAGUACGCUCUGCGCUCUUUUUCGCGAAGAAGCGCAGCGGCUCUCUGCCCUCCACCUCGGAACCCUCGCCGGCUGUCUGCCCCAGCAACCCCGCUCCGGCGAUUCCCCUUCCUCUCCUUCUUCUUCCUCUUCCUCUUCCUCUCCCUCAUCUUGUUCUCCUGCUCCCUCUUCUUCAUCCACUUCUUCUUCGUCCUUUUCUGUGUCUUCUGCAGAUGCUUCCGUCCCUCUGCAGCCUGUUGAAGACGCCGGCGGAGACGCCUCUACCGCGAGCGUUUCUCGAGGGGAAGGUCAGCCUCCUGCAGGGAGCGAGACGCCAAAUGGCGGCGAAGCGGGCGACGCGCAGCUGAGCAGAGACGUCGAGUCAGCGGAUGGCGCACUAAAAGCCUCGAGAAAGGGGGCGAAAAAGGCUGGAAAGCCCUCAAAAAAGGAACGCGAGAACGCGCCGGGAGGCGCCUGCGCCCACACAGGCGCCGGCGUUUCCACGAGUGCAGGCAUCCUCGACUUUCGCGGGCCCUCGGGUGUAUGGACACUCGAGGCGAAGGGCCAGGAGCUUUCAGAUGGCGCGAAGGACACCAUGGAGGUGGCCUUCGGGCGUCACCGGCGUCCUGUCCGCGAGUUUCAUCUCGCGCUUCCCACGCUCACGCACCUUCUUCUGAGGACGCUGGCAACCGCGCCAGCCUCCUCGUGGGUCGCGGGCGUCGGCGAGGCCUCCGCGGCUUGCUCUUCUUCUUGCCCUCCGCUGUUGCGGUACAUCAUCACGCAGAACGUGGACGGGCUGCAUGCGCGCUGCGGCACGCCCUUCUCGCGGCUCGGCGAAGUCCACGGCAGCAUGUUCACCGAGCGCUGCGACUUCUGCGCGCGCCGCUUCCUCCGCGACUUUCCACUCCCGACCCUCAGCUUCGCCCCCACGGGUCGCCUCUGCGGGCUCUGCGCGUUUCCGCCUUCUGGCGUAUGUACGGACGUGCUGCUGGACUGGCAUGACAGGUACGAGCGCGUCUUCGAGACGCUCGCCCUCCGCAACACGCGCGCAGCGUCUCUCCACCUAUGUCUAGGCUCUUCGCUGCAAAUCCAACCUGCCUGCCACUUUCCAGGGCGCGAGCGACACAGGCAGAGCUCCCUCGUGAUCGCAAAUCUGCAGGCGACGCCGCUCGAUCGGCAGGCCACUCUCUGUUUGCGGUACACCACCGACGGCGUCUCUGCGGCGCUCGCGGGUGCCCUCUUUGAGCGCUUUUCCGGAGAAAGAAGACGCGCGACAGACGCCCGCAUUGCAGCAGCAGGCGGAGCGAAUCUCGCGGCGCCGGAGCGAGGAGAAAAACUCGCAGAAGAGGCACCCCACGGAGAGGGAGGAGAGGCGCUGGCACGCCUCGAGGGGGAGACUUCGCGACGCCCUCAAAAACGAAGCCGAGAGAGCGAGAGGGAGGCAGACGCGUGCGGGGCUCUCUCUGAGGAGGGUCACGAGGAGCGAGACUCCACGCGCCGUGAAAACGCCGCAGACAGGAUCGCGACUGACGCGGACGUAGCAAACGCGAGAGGCGGCGACGGCGCCGAGAGGACAGUGAGACUGCGCUGGGGUUGGAGCGCGGCGGGCGGGAGGUGGGGAUGCCUUUUCAGCGAAGACGCCGAGGCCGCGACAGCCGGAGUGGACAAAAGUGCCGCAGACGAAAGACAAAGAGGAGACAGUCUCGCGGCGAAACGUGAGGAAGACACCAACGCGCAGCCCCGCGAGCGUGUAGGCCGCGGCGCCGAGGAGGAAGAUACAGAAGACCUCUCUGCGCCAUUUAUUCGCACGUCGCUCCUCUUUGUCGCCCGCCUGCCUCUGCGCGCUCUCCCUGCAGCGGCCGCGCCCUGCGAGCCCCCCCUGUGGGAUACCGGGAAGAAAAGAAAAAAGAGGAAAACAGAAACCAAGAAAACCCAGCAAGUAGCCAGCAAGACGGAGGCGCCGAAAGGCGAAGGACGCCCACGCGAACGAGCGCGCCGGGAGAACGAGGCGGACGGAGAAGGCGACACAGAUAAGGACGUGGCGAGACCCUCCCCCGAGAGGCCUUCGACUGAAGGAGAGUGCCUCACAGUUAGCGAAACCGAGGCGAAAAACUACGACGACGACACUCUUGCGGCGUGGGUCGAGGCGCACUACGCGCAGGACGUCCGAGAGGCCUCGACGUCCUCCGCAGACGCGCCUGACGGUGCGAGGCUCUCCGCCGCUCUCCCAGAGGCUCCACCACCACCGCUCCAAGCCGCUUCAGACUUGUCGGCUUCUGUCGAGGCGUCUGCGCGUGCGCAGCGUGUCUUGCUUCGCAUCGCGUGCGGCCUCAAGGUCGAGGAGCUCGCGGCGGGCGCCGCCCAGCGAGGGGCGGAGGCGACAGGAGAGGAAGGCGAAGGCGACUGGCGACGCGCCGCAACGCCGCGCCUGGCGCCUCGCGCCUCUGCAGGCUUCCCCGAUUCCCGCCGCGCCCGAAUUCAGCACAUCGACUGCUUGCGAGGCCUGUGGACUGUCGACUUCUACAGAGACACGCGACUCCGCCUUUACCUUUGGUAUGGGACAACCGCCGAGCUACGCCUCUUCUACUCUCCUGAGCAACGAGCUCUAGAAGUCGACGUGUGGCAGUUUCAACUGGCCUGUACCCCCGGGACGUGCUCAGCGUCUCUGCCGCCCUCGCUCGUGCUCUCUCCGUCUCCUUCUCUGCGCCCUCAGCCUGCGAAUGGAGAGAGGCAGAUCGAUGAGUCUGGAGAAGCGCAGAAAGACGACGGCAACUGCGAAGGAGACGCAGAGGGAGAGACGCCCGACACGCGACGCGACUCGCGUCCGAACCUCCCCCCAGGCCGCUCGCCCUCUCCAGAGGCUCCGCCGCGCCUCGCUGCGCCGCCGAAGCCCGCGGCGCCUCUGCACGCAAGUGCCGCCUCCUCUGCGUCUGCCGCUCAGUCAGCCUCGGCGGCGGGUCGCCCUGCGUCACGCCGCGCGUCUGAUGCGCCGCUGUAUCGCGAAGGACCUUUUGCGCUGGAGGAGCGGCGCGGACAAGUUUCGCUGCUCGCGUCUGCGUCGCUCUGUAUGCGUGGCGCCUUUGCGCCGGCAGACCUCCCGCGGCGCGCAGCACACCUCCCUCACGCCGCGGAGCGCCAGCGAAAGGAAGAAGAGCGAGAGUUGUCUGCGCAUCCGGACUGCAGGCGCACGCGGCUCGUAGCCUGUCUGAAAGCCGCUGAGGAGGGAGGAGCAGCUUCCGCGGCUGCGCGAGCUAAGUCGCAGACCGAGGGCACCGCCACGGCGCCCCUGGCAGGUUCGCCCAAAUACAGGGAACUGCCUCUACCAGACGCCCUCGUCUCGCUCUACCGGCUGCAUGCGCUAGCCACUCUCCCGCUGAUGCGCAGCGACUUCCUUGAGGCUCUGCGAAACGCAAAAAGGAAACGCGCACCUGUGCAUCAAUCCUCUCCUCACCCUCCGGCGCCCUCUUGCUCUGCUUCGGCUUUGCCUUGUGGCUCAGCUUCCUUUCCGGGUUUGCCUUCUAGCUCAGCUGCUUCUUCGGCUUCGCCUUCUAACUCUGAUUCUCCGUCACCUUCUGCUUCUGCCUCGCGCUAUCCUCUUCGCAACCGCUCGGAGAGCCGGCGCGCGUCGCCGUCGUCCGCCGCCCUCCCGCAGAAGAAGCCUCGAAAUCGCGCCGAGGCGUGCGUCGUUUUCUCCUCUCGCGAACUCCCGUUUCUUCUGCCUUUAAACAGCGAAGAGAAUGAAGGAGCAAACAACGCCGCGACUUCGCUUCUUCCGCUUGUGCCGCGGGAGCGGCGGCGUGAGGAGAAGCGCCGCGGUUUUAGGUCCCAUGAGGCUUCACGCGGAGAGGAAGAAGGAAACGCGCUAGCGGCUGAGACAACCUGCAAGGAAGCAUGUACCGUCAAGAGACGGUGUGGUGAGGCGGGCGGAGGCGGACAAGCAGAAUGGAGCCCAGCCAACCAGAUGAACUGCGAAGGAAACCGAGGAGCUGAGCUGGCGGCUGCAGACCGGCACGAUACGCGGGAAGAAGAGAGAAACAACGAAACAGAGGAGAUUGCCGCAGCGCAAGGAGAAAGAGGUGAAGUGCCAGCGUGGGAGAGCAUCGAAGACGAAGUUACGUGUCGACCUGUUUUCCUCAUUUGCAGCGACUUUGAGCUCGGCGAACUGCUUGAUCUCUCCCGAGAAGACGACGCUAUCCGCGCCCUUGUGCCGACGAAGAAAUUCCUCACUUCCUAUUCGUCUCGCCUCGCGCCUUCUCCCGCGCCUGCGUCUCUCCUCCCUUGUGAGUGUCCUCUUCCCGCGCCGCCUUGUCUUUCUUCUUCCUCGUCUUCUACUUCUUCUGAAAUUGUGUUUUCCUCCUCGGGAGGUCGUGACGCGAGGCCGGGCGGCGCGCAGACCGAAGGCGGCGGCGCGACAGGAGGAGGCUCACGCGAGACACCUGCGACAAAGAAGACCAGCAGAAAUCGGCCCGAAAAGAAUGCAGUUGAGGAGGCGAAUCGGAAUACGUUGCACGCGACCUGGAAAGCGACAUAUCUGGCGUUGAAGAGACUUCAGAGAGCGAACCGCCGAGGCAGCCACGCGCCCACUCCCGCGUCCUCUUCGACGGCGUUGCGUCCCCUUGACUCUGCGGCAUGUGUAGAACAAAGCGAAGGCAGCGCAGCGACAGAAAAAACUGUUCUGGUGGACGCGACCGUCUGGCAAGCCCUUCGCCUGUUCCCCAUGUGGGCCCUCAUGUACUGUAUUGACACUCUGGAGUGCGUCUGA
Messenger RNA from Besnoitia besnoiti, 5376 nucleotides. RefSeq names its product putative histone deacetylase. Gene Ontology annotation, molecular function: NAD+ binding. The record is from RefSeq and is a predicted model, not a curated record. The coding region runs from base 1 to 5376 and encodes 1791 amino acids. The transcript is spliced from 5 exons. NCBI's taxonomy places the organism in Eukaryota, Apicomplexa, Conoidasida, Eucoccidiorida, Sarcocystidae.